UUCAUAUUCAUAUUUCUUCGAGUUUUUCUUGGAAGUCAUACGCUAGAUCAAAUUUUCAUUUUGAAUGGUCUGCUUUUAGAAAAAUGCGAAUAGAUGGAGCUGUUGAAUAGAAAUAAAAGUAAUUAGAAAGUUUGCUAAAUAUAGAGUGGUGUAAUUGUGUGAGCCGUGAAAAUGGAAGUUUUUCAAACUGAUAAUUAUUACAUUUUCGUGAAACGCGAAAAAAGUCUGUGGUGGCAUCGUAAAACCUCGGAGUUUACAAUUAAAGCAGGUUGGGACUUGUCCUCAGUGGAUGACAUCGAGUGUAUUGGCAUUACACAUGGCAUUGUGGGUGUCAUCAGCUUACCAAAUGUCUACGAACCGCACUUGGUGAUUGUGAAGGAGGCCACUCCCGUCGGGGUACUUUAUGCUCCAAGUUUAGUGUAUAAAAUCAAAUCGAUUUGCAUUUUGAACGCCGACGAACCUGACACAGUAUUGACUUCUUGCACAAGGCAUUCUAGAAGCGCCAAUAGCACGCCUACACACCGGCCAACAUCGAAUACUUCCACUAUAGGCAGUACCAACAAAACAUCCACUUCCACCACGAAAACAAGGCUGUUUGAAGGUGCACAGCUGAUGAACAAAACAUGGGGCGCUGUAAAGAAUGCGGGAAACACUAUUAAGAAUACCACACAGCAAGCUGCUGCUUUGGCGUCCAAUCAGGUGAAGUCUUCUGUGGGUAUACGUGAUCCUUCGCGUAUUGAAAAGCGCAUCACCGAAGAGCUGCAUAAGAUAUUUGAUGAUACAGAUAGUUUCUACUUCAGUUUAGACAGCGACAUCACCAAUAAUUUGCAGCGACAAAGUGCUUGCGAUGAACAAAGGCAACAAAGUGAUGAGCGUUUCUUUUGGAAUAUGCAUAUGAUUGCUGAGCUCUUGAAGUUCAAAGACAAUACAUGGAUAUUGCCAGUUAUACAAGGAUUCGUGCAGGUGGAACCUUGCGUGAUAGGUAAUGAAUGCUUUACAUUGGCGCUGGUAUCGCGCAGGUCACGAUAUCGCGCAGGCACUAGAUAUAAGCGACGUGGCGUCGACGAGGAGGGCAAUUGCGCCAAUUAUGUCGAAACGGAGCAAAUAUUAUCUUUUCGUCACCAUCAUUUGUCAUUCACACAGGUACGUGGUUCUGUGCCCAUCUUUUGGAGUCAGCCAGGUUACAAAUAUCGACCUCCGCCACGUUUGGACAGGGGUGAACAAGAAACGCAGGAGGCAUUCGAAUUGCACUUUACAAAAGAAAUUUCAUUGUAUGAUGGUGUUUGCAUUGUCAAUUUGGUUGAGCAGAGCGGUAAGGAGAAAUUGAUUGGCGACACAUACGCAAAACAUGUCGUAUUAUACAAUAAUGAUCGUUUGACAUAUGUUACUUUUGAUUUCCACGAUUACUGUCGUGGCAUGCGUUUCGAAAAUGUUUCUGCGCUCGUGGAAGCACUUGCUCCCGAAGCAGGCGCAAUGGGUUUUCAUUGGCGUGAUCAGCGUGGUGUUAUUUGUAAUCAAAAAUCAGUAUUUCGGGUGAAUUGUAUGGAUUGUUUGGAUCGCACAAAUGUUGUAGAGACGGCAAUAGGCAAGGCCGUGCUGGAAUCUCAACUGGUUAAGUUGGGCUUAUCGCCACCAUAUACACCGAUACCGGAACAAUUAAAAUCACCAUUUAUGAUACUUUGGGCCAACAAUGGUGAUAUAAUAAGCCGACAAUAUGCGGGCACAAAUGCGCUAAAGGGCGAUUAUACGCGCACCGGCGAGCGUAAAAUAAGUGGCAUGAUGAAGGACGGCAUGAAUUCGGCAAAUCGUUUCUUCAUUCAAAAUUUCGCUGAUUCCUUCCGGCAAUGCAUAAUUGAUUUAAUGCAAGGCAAGCUGGUCGAAGCUGAUCAAUUGAAAGAGGAUGAAGUUAUGAAGACAAUAUUAUGUAUUCUCUGCUCGUCUGCCCCGGCGCCUACACACGGUUACUAUCACGCCGGUGUGCUUGGUCCGGAAUUGCAUUUUCUGGAAAAUAUCGUAAACGCAAGUUAUUAUCUAGCGCGUUUUAAAGAUUCCUAUCGUCAAGCCACCAUCGAUCUCAUGCUCGGAAAUCAAGUUUCCGCCGAGUCAUUGAAUGCGUUAGGCGGUCAGAAUGUACCUGACGAAACCGACGCUUUAGAGGGUGCAGAGCAAGCAAAAUUGCUCGUGGAUGAUUGUCGUCGUUUGUUGCUUGGUUCCGCGCAAUAUCCCGUGGGGUCGUGGGGUCUUAUCGAUGCCGAUCCAACUACUGGUGACCUCAACGAAACCGACGUGGAUACUGUGUUGUUGCUCACCGAUGAUUGCUACAUUGUAGCCGAAUAUGAUUCACACUUGGAUAAGAUUGUGCGUUUCGAAAAAGUGCAGUUACAGAAUAUCACGCUAAUAGAGUUGGGCAUGUAUCAGCAAACGAAAUUGUUUCAAGGCUCUGCCCCAGCUUUGCUCUGUUUAAGGCUCAACUAUACUGUCGACGGAGUGGACGGAUAUUUCCACAUGUUUCGUUCUGCGAAUAUACGAUUCUUUAAUAAUAUGGUUUAUGUGAUUAAAACGCAGGAAGAAGUUAUGGAAUCUCUUAUGUCCAUUGUUGAUAUGUUCCGCAUUGCCAUUGACAAUAUAGGCAAGUCUGAUGUUCAAUACAUCACUGGAGGUGUUUUGCAGCGUCGAAAAAGUAGAAAUCCAAUGCUGGAAGUACCAAAGGGCAUGCCGCGCAAUCUGUCCGAAUCUCAACUCGUACAAAUCAGUUCGAAAGCAAUAUUUAAUGUGGCUGGUCAAUUUUCCAGAUUGGGACAGUCACUUAAUCCGAAUAAAAACAGAAAUCCCAAUACAAGCAGCAACAAUCAGAAACAGGCAAAUGAAAUAGCCAAAAUAAAUCCACAGGUCAUGCGUCAGUCACAAACUUCAAUAGAACAUGCCGUGGAAGCUGAGAAAGCUACGUUUUCUGUGGGUCGUACGCAGCGCAAUUCCCACAGUAGCACAGACAGCGAUGAGAACGACAGCAGUAUUUAUGAGCCCGAAGUCGAUUCGGAUGUAGACUUCGCGCUCGCUGCAACUAAUAAGGUUGGUUCUGGAAAGUCGGGUUUUAAUGAAAACGACUUUUUGCCCUCCGUUGGCAUUGUCAUGGGAAAUACACAAGAUGAACAGUCGCCUCCCUCGGACGGGAAGUUGGAUCGUUUGGUGCAGAGGGAUAGCAUGGCUAAAAAUAGUGAAGAUGUCAACGCCAUUUCGAUAUCGUCGGUAACCGAUCACGUUACUAUGCCAACGGGAUUGUUGGAGAAUGCGCAACCGGUGCGUCCAAUAACGCCAAAUCCGCAAAUCUGUGUACAACCUGAAGUGGAGGAGCAGUCAGCAGUGCAACGUACCAGUGCAGCAGCCAAAGACCUCAACCUACCGCUGAGUAGUACCCCGGCCGAUUCCAGUAAAUUAAUGCAAUUGGCAAGCCCGUUAUCGCGCACAAUAGUGGUUAGUCCUUUGUCCAAAUUGGCCAAAGGUAUGCAAAAUAUUGGCUUGAAUUUGGAUCCUCGUAAAAUUGCGUCAAAGACUGGUGUAUUGUCACCAACAUCAGCUGACUACACGCCGCCAUCGGAACGACAAAAUAGUCGCGCUCAAUUGCAGGAGCUAUGGGCGGAGCAUCAAUGCGCUACCAAGCUGAUUGCAUUGUAAAGGGAAAUAUUAAAUAAAAGGGAAUAUUUUAUAGUUCUUAAGUAAUAUAUAUACAUAUAGUACAAGAUAUGAACACAUUUUGAACUGGACAAAGUGCGUUAGGUCAACACAAUAAUGACUUUGAUGGGAGCAUGCCCCAAAAAUUAACAAUUGAGGAAUUUUGCAGUAUUGACACCGCAACGCACUUGUACGUUAUAUACAUACCUACUUAUAUAAAUUUAUAUAUUUUUUUAAUAUAUAUUCAUAUGCAUUUUAAAUUGUUUUGUGAUAACGCACUUUCAUGAGUUGAGUAAGUUUCUUACGCCGCAGUUUCGAGUUAUAUAAACGCAAUUAUUUAAUUUCAAUUUAUUUGUUUUAAUGCGUUCUUGAAUUAUUAUAAUUUUAGUGAAUACGUACAUUGUGCAUGCUACAGUUAAACUCGUUUAUAAAUAUAAUAAUUAUUAAGUAAUGUUAAUUUAUGUUAUGCAAUUCUCAGAAAGCACUUAAAUCAGCAAUGCAACUAAAGCAAAAUAUUAUUCUUAAAGUAAUAAAAGAUUUUACCGGAAAAAUGUUUUAUGUAAAAAAACACUCAAAUUAAACUUUAGUGUAUUUUUUUUUAUUAGAAGCGUGAUGAAAUGCAGAAUUAUUGUUAUUAAAAACGCUAUUUUGUAUUAGCUCUCCUUUUACUUAACAAAUACAGUAUUUUUAUAAAACUAGCGGCAUUUGAACACAUUGCAUUACGAGUAUUGUUUCUUAUAUGAUGUAAAUUCUUUGUAAUAAAAAUUGUAUAUUUAUGUUUUAGGUCCAUAAUUAGGUUCUUUUGUAUUAUGUUAUAUUUGGGAAGAUUUCUUGAGUAUAAAAAAUAUGGAAGUUUUAUCUUUGCUUUUAUUCGAUAUUUACCAAACGAAAGUUGAAUAAUAGGCCAGUACAGCCUUUGAAAAGGGUAAAAAGUGAAGAAUACAUAUUAUGUUGAACCUGAUUCAAAAAGAAACAUAAAGUAACAAAAAUGAAAUGAAAAAUAAUGCACGUCGAUCUGAGGUCGGGACGGAAAAAGGGAUGGACGUGGUUGAAUUUUUAAAUGCUUAAAAAAGGUUUUCACGAUUAUCGGUAAAACUAAUCACACAAAAAAAUUAAAUACAAAGUUGUAAGUAAAGAAAAGAACAAAAAUUUUGUACUUUCAAAAUUUAUGUACAAAAAUGUGUUUUCGUUUACGAAAUUUGGUAGGUAAAAGAAAAUUCCCAAACACAGUGUAUUUUCUUUUAUUUAAAGUACCAUAUUUUUUCCCCCUUUACUUAACUUAAAAUCUUAAUUUUCAAUAAAAAUCCUCAAGUCUAAAUAUAUGCACACCAAAACCGACAAUUUAAUAUUAUUGUUUUUUUAUAUAGAAUAGAUUUUUUAAUUUUAAAGGAUACGGUGUCACUUUUUGGCAUAAUUCGCUUGUCUUUAAAAGUAUUCGCAAUUGAUAAAUUCCUCUUUGUUUUUUUUUACACGAUUCAUUUCCUUUUUUACCUUUCUAAUAGAAAUUAGUAUUUUUUGCUCUUUAACUUGUCAGUAAGAGUAUCAAUAUUAAAAAAAACAGUAGGAUCUUCUCUACUUUCAGAAAAUACAAUAAAAGAAACCACUAAACGAUUCAGAACAGUUGCUUUGCACAACUUUUUAGUAUACAAAUCGAGAUAAACCGUCUUUAAAUCUUAAAAAAUUCAAGCACGUCCAUACCCUUCCUCUUCCAGACCUCAUAUCGCCGGUAAAUUAUUUAUAUGUACUUUCUUUUUAAUUAUUUUGUAUUUCUUUUUAAUGGAUAAUUUUUAAUUAUGUAUCUACAAUGGUCUUGUUCUAAGUGCUGAUUGAAGCGUUUCAAUAAUAAUUUAAAAAUUAAAUGAUAUUGCUAAUAAAACCAAUAACAUACAUGAAAUUUGCAUGUUGAACAAAGUAGUCGUUAGUUGUGUAGUUUACUUUUGAGCCAAGCAAUUAUGAAACGGACACACUGUGCUUAUGAAAAUUAAAAAAAAAACAUCAUAAAAAACAAUUAAUACUCACUUUUACACUGUCGACUUGGAAGGCUUGCAUAUACAUAUAUGCACUACUUCCGCACAUACUGAGUUCAUCAAUACAUACACACGUACAUUUAAACAAUAAGAGCAAUUAGUUGAACCGAAACGACACAAAUAUAUUUGCUGAUAUUUACAUGAAAAAAAUAAAAACAAUUUUGCUGAUAUUUUAUUGCUAUAUACAUAUACAUAUACAUGCAUAUAUACACGGAUGAACACUCGGGUUUUGUUGAAGGGGUGAAAUUUGAUGAAAAAUUUAUCAACGAAUAUUAUACAAAUUAUUUAAAGCUAUAUAUAUUUGUACAUAUAUUUAAAAUGCUUACUAUAUAGAUAUUACUUGCAAAAUAGUCUUAAAAUAUUGGGAACUAGCGCCUAUAUAAUCCACCGUUUAAUGUGAAUCUAUUCGUAAUAGAGAUAAUAAAGUUAUUAACUCAAGCA
This is a messenger RNA of Bactrocera neohumeralis, 6137 nucleotides long. RefSeq names its product phosphatidylinositide phosphatase SAC2 (gene sp3). Lineage: Eukaryota; Metazoa; Arthropoda; Insecta; Diptera; Tephritidae. The coding region runs from base 172 to 3672 and encodes 1166 amino acids. Gene Ontology annotation, cellular component: clathrin-coated endocytic vesicle; early endosome. Gene Ontology annotation, biological process: phosphatidylinositol dephosphorylation; regulation of endocytic recycling. The transcript has 15 exons. The record is from RefSeq and is a predicted model, not a curated record. Gene Ontology annotation, molecular function: phosphatidylinositol-4-phosphate phosphatase activity.